Messenger RNA from Eurytemora carolleeae, 1039 nucleotides. RefSeq names its product coatomer subunit zeta-1-like. The coding region runs from base 40 to 582 and encodes 180 amino acids. Gene Ontology annotation, biological process: intra-Golgi vesicle-mediated transport; retrograde vesicle-mediated transport, Golgi to endoplasmic reticulum; intracellular protein transport. Lineage: Eukaryota; Metazoa; Arthropoda; Copepoda; Calanoida; Temoridae. The transcript has 3 exons. The record is from RefSeq and is a predicted model, not a curated record. Gene Ontology annotation, cellular component: COPI vesicle coat.
UAAUAAUUUACCCCGAAUAUGGUUUUGUAGAUCUCGAAAAUGGGUGCCGACAAUGUACAUCUUGAGCCUGCGUUAGAAACGAUCAAAGCUAUCCUAAUUCUGGAUAACAACGGGUCCAGGAUUCUUGCAAAGUACUUCGACACCAGCGUGCUGGCAACCUCCGUCGAACAGAAAAAGUUCGAAAAGAAUCUGUUCAACAAAACACACAAGGUGAACGGCGAGAUAAUCAUGUUCGAAGGUAUGAUCUGUGUCUACAGGACUAACGUAGACCUAUUCUUCUACGUGAUUGGGUCCGUAGAUGAAAAUGAACUUGUUCUCAUGAACCAGCUGGAUUCCGUCUACAAUUCAAUCUCUCAAAUCCUUAGGAAGAACGUUGACAGACGAAAUAUGUUGGAAAACCUUGAGAUAAUCAUGCUGGCCCUGGACGAGGCUGUUGACAACGGUAUUAUCCUCGAGGCUGAUCCUGCCUCUGUAGUUUCCAGGGUUGCACUACGAGGUGAUGAUAUUCCUCUUGGGGAGCAGACAGUAGCACAGGUUCUUCAGUCUGCUAAAGAACAACUUGUCUGGUCUCUUCUCAAGUGAUUGUUUAUCACGUCGAUGGCGUCAAUAGAUUCUAUCACUGAAAAUCAAUUGAUCGUCCUUUCUUCGAGAUCGUGUAAUCGAAAUGAAUAUUUUUAAAUGCACUUAAAAAGAGUCUGAAAUAUCAUCAUCAAAUACAUCCCAUACUUUUCCAUCGGAAACAUUAGUUUCUAUCGGACACCAAUGGGCCAUGAUUAAAAAGUUUAUGUUUUCAAUAUUUCAAGAUAUCAAGUUUUUUAAGAUUUCAAGAUUUUAAGGGGCCUUUGCAAAGAUUCUCCGUCAAAGAAUGAAGGGGGAGGGGUCAAGUAAAUUAUUGUUUAAAUGGGUCCUUAAUACUAAUAUACAAUCAUGAUGUUUUCCAGAUUUUUUUAUAAAGUGGACUUGUUUUCCUGUACCAGUGAAAAUCAAAGAAAAUACUGCAUUUAUUUUCUAUAUAUUCUAUAUUAAAUUUUACAGAAAA